Messenger RNA from Penicillium macrosclerotiorum, 3690 nucleotides. RefSeq names its product karyopherin MSN5. The transcript is spliced from 7 exons. Gene Ontology annotation, molecular function: nuclear export signal receptor activity; RNA binding. Gene Ontology annotation, biological process: RNA export from nucleus; protein export from nucleus. The record is from RefSeq and is a predicted model, not a curated record. Lineage: Eukaryota; Fungi; Ascomycota; Eurotiomycetes; Eurotiales; Aspergillaceae. Bases 1 to 3690 code for a protein of 1229 amino acids. Gene Ontology annotation, cellular component: cytoplasm; nucleus; RNA nuclear export complex.
AUGGCUGCGGAGGAGCUGUCGGAGGCCGGCAUGGCUGAUAUUAUUCGUGCACUUGAAGUGAUUCAUAGCCCUACGUCCACGAACCAACUUCGCAAAGAGGCUUUAGCCUUUGUGGAGUCGCUGAAAGACAACGAUGCUGCCGCUCGCAACGGCUUUCUGCUUGCAUCCCGCGUGGACCAUGCCCCUGUGGUGCGGUAUUUCGGCCUGACACUCCUGGACCAUGUCCUCCGGCAUCUCUCAUUCACCAACCCCGGCGAAUCCACGAACCUCCGGUCGAUGAUACUGCAACUUGCCGAGAACAUUCGCCCCGAGGACCCAAGUUACUUCCGAAAUAAGAUCCCUCAGCUUUGGUCGGAAGCCGCCAAGAAGAGCUGGGGCUUGGACUGGAUGGACAUGGACGAAACACUGGUCAAGUUCUGGGGAGCGUCGCUGGUACACAAUGAGUUGGUCCUCUCGGUUCUAGAGACCAUGUCAGAAGAUGUCUUCUUUAGGGAGGAUACAGUUUCGUCUUUGCGCGGAUCUGAGCUUAAUCGCGCACUUGUAGAGAUAUUCACACCUGCGGGGAUAGUUGAACAGAUUAAUCCGGACAAGAAGACCAACGCCUUGUUGCGAUCUGGCCAAGAAGGCUGGCUUGUUCGGAUAUGUGAGUUCCUCGAGAAUUGCAUUCAGAACGUGUCGAGCUCAACCCAAGCUCGGGAUUCCGCUGUCAAAGCUCUCACGGCUCUAAGAUCCGCGCUCUCCUGGUCCGUUUACAAAGCUGUCGUGGCAGGGCAAGUCGUUUCCAGCGUCUUCAGGGCCUUGACCUGUGAAAAUGAACAAGUGUUGCUGGCUGCGGUGGAAGCUCUGCAUGCCCUUUAUGGGAGAAAUAACAUGGGAAAUGAAGAAUCUCAUGGUUUGGUUUGUCUAAUCUUCGAACCAGAUUAUCUCAAUACCCUUCAAAAUCUAUAUCAAUGGUCAGUGGUGGGACCUAGUGAUGUCGAUGAGCCGAAGUAUCUGAUUUCCAAAAAGCUUUCUGAGAUGGUGUCUUAUGUCGCCGGUUGCUUGGAAGAUGAAAGAUUCCUCCGAGACACCAUGCACCGGUUGGACCUGCCGCCAUUUUUCAAUUUUAUGUUGAACAUCAUGCAGCAUCAGAGUCUUACAGUUUCUAUUCCAGUUUUACACUUGUGGUCUCGACUACUGGGUAUUCAGAAGGUUGGCAGUCUUGAAUAUGUUGUAAGCCAGACUCCGGUUUUCCUGAACAUUUGCACUCAACGUUUGAUACGCUGGGAAUCUCUCCCGGUGGAGUCAGAAGAUCCAACUGUGGAAUUCCUGGUUGAGGAUAUCGAUACUAUCCCUGAACGUCAUGCAUUUUGCGGAAACUAUCGACGGUACUGCUCAUCGAUUAUUGAGACAAUUACACAAAAGCGCCCCCAGGAAGCCGUACGCGAGAUCCUCGGUAGAGUGGAUGACAACCUCAACAACUUGUACAGCGGCGUGGAGCAUUUUCAAAUGCAAACGUUCAACAAAUCUUCCAUUCCUCUCAUGCGCGCCGACGCUCAAUUUGCAGUGGUUGAGGCCGUCAUCAAGGGCUAUACCAAAUGGAUCGAUGCUCACGGGAAGGCGCCACAAAAAGAUGAGCAGGAGCGCAGCCAGCUGGAAUUGGCAGUGGAAAGCUGGGCUUCCACACUAAUGCAACGGACCUAUGAGGAUCCCGUUCUGAAGCAACGAGUCAUCAAGUUGGUCGUUGAUAUCUCGUCGCGAGCUUUGGACAACCACCCAGCCUUUGCCCUCAAGGUUCUAGAGCACAUUCUGAUGACACGACUACCAGACCAGCCUCAAUUUCCUGCCUAUUCGGAAGCUGUCAAGGAGCUUCAUGGAUUGGCAAGCCAUGAACUGCGUCGCCUUGCGAUUCGCUAUGCAGAUUAUUUCUCCACGUUUUAUGACCUACUUGAGCCAAAGAUCAGAGAAAUUACACAGACCAACCGCGUGGAUGACAAGCUGCAGAUGGAGCUGACAUCAAUCCUGCUCAUUAUCAUGCAACGUGCAAACAAUAUUGACCCGAACUUGCGUCAGACCCGUCUGGCCUCUUUCCUUGCGCCUAUCAGAGAUGCAUGGCAGGACGAGGAGUUCCGCCGCAUGAGCUCGUCUUUCGACGGAUUCUGUGCUAUGCUUGGAUUAGAGAAUGUUGGUACGUAUAUGCAGGCUAAACAAGCACACAAGCUCGAUGAUUGGGCUUCGGUUCAGUUAGAUAGUGAAGGCAAACUUGUCCAAGAGGAGAUGACCAGAAAGUUCCAAAUGCUGCCGCUUCGUGGGACGAAAACAAUGCUUGCAGUCUCGACGGAUAAGCUGAAAAGAUCCUCGCCUGCGUACAAUGUGUCUUGCGAUAUGUGGCAGGAGCUUAUUCCUCUACUCCUUCCUACUUUGCUUCAGCUGCUGAGCCAUGCCCACGCUUUCCACAACCCGGCAAACUGGGCCGUUAGUGACGAUAUGCGGGCUGUUGUUGAGCGGAUUUUGACAGAUCGAUUUUGGCAAGCUGGUAUCUCUACUGGCAGCCGCGAUGAUUUCUACGCUAAAAUCACUGCAUCCAAGGCGACGCUGGAAGGAUUUGCAUCGUCUGUUCGGGGCAAAAUUAGGGCAGUUCGUGAGUCCUGCUACUCUAUGCUUUUUAGCAUGAGCAGAAUGCGUCAUCAGUUCUACGGAUUCGCGGAACUCCCCACUCCCUUGUCCGAGGCUCUGUUCAAGGACGCUGAACAUCUUUCCUCUCACCAGUUCUCGGUGUUGCUCAAUAUCUCCCGUUGUUUGAUUGACGAUUGCCCUGUUCAGUAUCGCAGCCAAUUCCUUCCACCUAUGCUGGCUACUCUGUUCAGAAGCAUCGACCGGAAGAUCACUAACGAGUGGGAGAUCAUUGAGCAACGAAAAAACGUGACUUCCGAUGGUGACCUGACCGAUGAAAUGAAGUCCGAAAGUGUCCUGCGCCAAUUAACUUAUUCAGCCGUCAUCAUGGUGGCCAGCUUGUUUGAUCCCCAAAGAGGAGAUCCCGAUCGGACGGAGACAGAUCCCAGCGCACCACAACCAACCCCUGAACUCGCGGAUUCCCUUCGCCAUUUCGUUCUAUCUUCCGCAGAUAUUUUUGAGCCUGUCAUGCUUUUCUGUACCCAUGCUCUUCGCAUGCGAGAUACUCGAUGCUGUAGCAUCAUCACCCGUGUGAUCCGCUCUAUCUUGGCUGAUUUUGCUCCUCCCAACAACAGUCCAACAACGGUCACAAUUCGCGAAUUCAUCUGUACUGAUGUACUUAAGGCCUGCAUCACAUCAGUACACGAGUCAUAUUUUGUGGAUAUGCAAAAGGAGCUUGCUCAACUGAUCGCUUCGAUCUGGGUUCUUUAUGGAUUCUGCAGCCAGACUCCUCGAUCCCUCUUCCUCAGUUUGCCUGGUAUCACCGAACAGAAGGUGUCCCAGACUGAGACAGCUCUUCAGCGGUGUACUUCUCCUCGUCAGCAAAGAGCGCUGAUCCUGGAGCUUCUCGAACCUCUUCGUGGCGUCAGUAUCGCUGAGCAAGGGAAGAUCCUUGGCUCUCGAGAGGAGCGGCGCAAAGCAAGAACUGCCCUCCAGGAAAGAUAUAUGACCAAUGAGAUGGAAACUCAGCAGGAAAAUCACCGUGUUGAUAUCAAUGACGGACCGGAUCUUUCUGGGGUUGCCGAUAUGUUCGGUUAG